CAUCAAUGGCAUUAGCGGAAUCUAAACCAAACCUCAGCCAUCUACAGGUGUCUGAGCUAGUGAAGAGGCUCUUUGACUUGACGCCGUCCCAGAUUCACCCGCUGCCCAGCUACGAUGACCAGAACUUCCACUUGGUGGUCAGUGAGGACAACGAGUACGUCCUGAAGGUAAUGAACUCUGAGGACAGUCAGAACCCCACUCUGCUGGAGCUGCAGACUCAUGCAAUGACCUUCCUGCACGAGAGGGGGCUUCCUGCCCAGACUGUCCUCCCCGCCACCUCAGGACAAGUCAUGAGCCUGGAGGACAUCGCAUGAGAAGAGGAUGGCUGCAUCAAAGCUCCCAAACUAAAGUUUGACUUUGAGUCCAGUUCUGGAUAUGUUGGAUCUAGGUGACUGCCCAGACAAGGCAACAUUGCAGUUAUCCCUCAAAAUGGGAAAGAUGCUGUCCUGAGUGAAUGUGAUAGCGAUGGGUCAGAUAUGGACUAUGGACAGGCCAUUUGCCAGCCAGGCUGUUGAAUGCAUAUGCUGAACCUAUGCAAACAGAUCAUGACAGGAACAACGUUAUCAGUGAUGAUGACCUACCCCCCUCCAUUGUUGGUAAUGAAGAGCCAAGGGCCUCUACCCGCCAGAGGGUUCAGCCAGAAGAGCCAAGGGCCUCUACCCGCCAGAGGGUUCAGCCAGAAGAGCCAAGGGCCUCUACCCGCCAUAGGGUCCAGUCAGAAGAGCCAAGGGCCUCUACAAGCCAUAGGUGUCAGCCAGAAGAGCCAAGGGAAAAGCUGCAGGUGGUCAAAAAUAAAGAUUGAGCGUUCAAACGAUCGAAGAGGCCUGCCACUGAUGUGAUUCCAAAACACAUAGUACACAGCCCAAAUGUGCAAACAUUUGGCACGAAACCACUGAGCCAUGGAAGGAGAUCUUUACUGGCUGCUACUGUUGAAGAUCAGGCAUGAUAUGACAAAGCUUCUCACUGGCCAAUCAGCACGAUGCACUGGUUCCAGAGAAGUCGUCAUUGUGACAAACGUACUACCUAUGUGUGUGACUGCACAUUGAGUGCUUCAAGAUAUACCAUGGGCAGUAGAAAAGGAGAUGAGACCGAAUGGGGAAAAAUAGAAAAGUUGAUAAAGGACUGCGGCUUUGGCAUGCAGAAGUACCUGGUGAGACUGCUGACCUAUUUACCGGGGACCACCAUCGCCAAAGUACCCUGCUCUCCACAGAUCCUGUAUGAAGCUGGCAAAAUGGCCGCCAAGAUGGACACAGUCCUGCAGGAAAUGGAGCAUCCUCAACUCCAUGUACUACAGAGGGAGAAGUUCAUCUGGAGUCUGUCCAACAUCCCUCUGCUGGAGCCGUACCUCCAUCUAAUGGACGGAGAUCCUGUACAGCAGGUGGUCAAGUCAGUCAUCCAACUAUACAAGACUUGUGUUCAGCCCAAACUCGGCUCCUUCCGCAAGUGCAUCAACCAUGGUGACUUCAAUGACCACAACAUCUUGGUGCAACCAGACGAUUCAACCGCCUACAAAAUCUCUGGCAUCCUGGACUUUGGGGACAUGAGCAGCGGCUACUACGUGUUCGAGCUGGCCAUCACCAUCAUGUACAUGAUGAUCGAGAACCCCACACCUCUGGAUGUGGCAAGAGACGUGCUAGCCGGCUGGGAGAGUGUUAUUCCCCUCAACGAAGCCGAGAGGGACGCACUCUACCUGCUGGUGCUCUGUCGCUUCUGCCAGUCCCUGGUUGUUGCCCGCCACACUGUGGUGCAGCACCCGGAGAACAAAGAUUACCUCAUGAUCACCACCAAGACGGGCACCCGCCAUCUUUGCCGACUUUGGGAACUGGGCAAGGAGGUGGUGGAGAGGAGGUGGUUUCAGAAUGCCGCCCAGUAUCCUGGCAAAGAGUGGCCCAAUGGUCCUCAAGCCCAAGAGGUUUAAGGGAAGCAGUCUCUCUUGAAGGAUAUUUCAGGGACCACUUUCUUUUCAUAGGCUGUGUCCCGAUUUAUUUUCCCUUCAGCCAGUGCUUUCACCAAUCCAAUGAUUUUGAAUCCAUGCGGAGUCUGCAGGUGCACCUUUUUAAGUAUUAAAAGGUACACUCAGCAAUAUGAAAUCAUUAAAAAGUGUGGCGUGCCUCAAGCUAAUAGUUGGUUGUCAUCCUGUUCUGCAUGAUAAUUUCAUAUUGCUGAGUCUAACCUUUUAGCAGACCGACCAUCUGAUAAAAGGUAAACUCAUUUAAACUUAUUAACAUAAUUCCAUCAGUCUGGCAGUGUGACCUGAGGAAAAUCUGACCCAAAUCCUGUUCUAAAACGGUUUUGAAUCUUGGUCAGUCUCAGAUUUGGCCCCCCCCCCCCCCCCCCCCCCCCCCCCCCCUCCCCCCGCACGGAAUUUGUGCUCUUUUCAAAACGGCAUGUUGACAUUGUCAUACUGUGGAUAAUGUCUGUUGGGAUGAAGGCCAUAUGAUUAUUCAAAUGAGUAGGUCGGAUGAUUUGAGGUGCUUAGUUACUCUGAAUCAGCUGUAGCAGUGUCCACAAUCCACACUAUGUCCUGUGUCAAUUUUCAUCAUUCCAUUUUUAGGGCUCACUUCAAUUAGUGUAACUCACUUUACAAAAUAAGCAAUUCAGCAGCUAUGACUUACAUUUAACUGAAGUGCCCUGUGUAAAGGAGUCAUUGAUGUACCAUGAUCGUUUGUUAAAAUCAUAUUUUGUAAGAUUCAUCUAAUUCCGUUGCAUAAUAAACCUACAAAUCUGUGAAAUUAAGAAACUUUCAAAGUA
This is a messenger RNA of Oncorhynchus mykiss (rainbow trout), 2751 nucleotides long. The record is from RefSeq and is a predicted model, not a curated record. Lineage: Eukaryota; Metazoa; Chordata; Actinopteri; Salmoniformes; Salmonidae.